Messenger RNA from Pseudophryne corroboree (corroboree frog), 3154 nucleotides. Its product is annotated as cyclin-dependent kinase inhibitor 1B-like. The coding region runs from base 100 to 627 and encodes 175 amino acids. NCBI's taxonomy places the organism in Eukaryota, Metazoa, Chordata, Amphibia, Anura, Myobatrachidae. The record is from RefSeq and is a predicted model, not a curated record. Gene Ontology annotation, biological process: regulation of cell cycle. Gene Ontology annotation, cellular component: nucleus. The transcript is spliced from 3 exons. Gene Ontology annotation, molecular function: cyclin-dependent protein serine/threonine kinase inhibitor activity.
GGCUUAGAUGUGUGUAGAAAACAGCGAUUGUCCGGAGACGCCGCAGCCCGGAGCAGCAGCAGGGAUCGGAGUAGGGAUCGGUGGGACCGGUAGGCGGACAUGUGCAAUGUGCAGCAGGCGGAGGGGGCCACCAGACCGGGGCCCCCGGUGUGCAGGAACCUCUUCGGUCCGGUGGAUCACGCAGAGCUGAGCCGGGAGCUGCGCAGCCGGCUGCGGGAGAUGCGGGAGGAGAGUAGCCGCAGGUGGGACUUUGACUUCCAGAGAGGGGUCCCGCUGCCCAGCAGCCGCUACGCCUGGGAGGAGAGCCGGCUGGAGGCUGUGCCCGCCUUCUACAGGGAGACCCCCGGACACCUGGAGACCCCCAGCCCAACUCAGUGCCCCCGGGGGGAGCCGCCUUGCCCGAGCCCCCCACUCUCCCCGGAGAUCCCCAGCCCCUCACUGUCCCCGGAGCCCCCGCAGCCUGGUCCCACCACCGGCACAGCAUCCAAGAAGAGGUCCCAGCCUGCAGCUCCAAUCACAGACUUUUCCCCAGUGCGAAAAAAGACGAAAGUCCAAGGGCUCUGUGAGAAGUUGCGCUCGUUGUCCCCCAUCCCCACAGAGCACACGCCGCGCAAGAUGUGUCGAUGAACCAGAUUUGCACUUAGAAAAGCUGGCCAAACCUCCGCAAACAUGGAGGCUGGGAGUCGCCGGAUUAUCUCGCUGAGCUGUGAAAAUAAAAAUUCAUUUUUUUCCCUUUAUAUUCUGUGGACAAACAGAGAGAGAGAGAGAGAGAAGGGGACCCUUUGCAUUAAGCCGCCCCUGACCGGGCGUGUGUGCGCUUACGUUUGCUCUUUAUCAUUAUACCCAUUUAAUAUGUGUAUCGUGUUCAGGAGUGUGUAUUUUGCACGUGUGUGCAAUGUAUGAAUACACCAUUGUGUGUGGGUUUUUUGUCUCUUUUAUGUUUUGAGAAGUUUACUAACUUAUAUUAUCUAUUUAUAUAAGUGUGAAUGAGCCUGUUGUGUUUCUCUGGCACGGGGAGAUGCACUAUAUUUACUUAUUUGCAAAGUUUGAAUUUAUUUUAUGAAAAUAUUGAACUGUAUGUAUCUGCAAAAACUGUUGUGCAUUUAUUUUGUAAAAUAUAGCGUCUGUGAAACUCUGCUUAUAAAUGGCGUUGAUCAUGCUAUAGUCUCAAGCAGCCAGGAGGUGGCGCUAGUGCUCACUAUGCAAAAAAACAACAACAAAAAAACAGUUUGUAGCUGCUUUCUGUACGCUGGCGAUGUCUGUAGUACAGUGGCUCAUAUCCUUCCUGGGGGUAUAUUUACUAAAGGUUGAUUUUUGUAUGUUUUUGUUCGAUUUUAGAUCGAUGUUAAACCGAUUUUAAUUGAUAUUGGGCUUCCAGGGUUAAAACACACAUUUACUAACAUUUAAGAAUUAUUAUAAAAAAUAAUCUGCUCGUAAAUGUGUGUUUUAACCCUGGAAGCCCAACAUCGAUUAAAAUCGAACAAAAACGGACAAAAUCGCCCUUUAGUAAAUAUACCCCCUGGUCUUUGAGCUCACAACAGUUUGGAGAGUGGACUCUCUCGCUCUAGAAACCGAGAAUUUGUCUUUACUGUUUGGUUCCCCGACCAGAAGCUGACGUUCUAAUCGGGUCAUUAUUUGCAGAAUUGCUUUUAAGGCUCCAAAAUGUGCCUGUACAAUUCAACAAAGGCAUGGGUUCUGCAAUGACUUUAGUGGUCCCAUGUGCACUAUUGCUUGUGUGGCCCUAGAGAGCACCUGCCGUCUGUCCUAGCCGCUCUUUCUCCAUGCCCUGGAGCACGUGACUGUCCGGUAUAGGGGAAGCUGCCCUGGGAGGGAGCAAAGGGAAUUCUGGCAGCUGCCGCAGAUAUCCUUUCCUGCAAUCUGCUUAUUGCAUUGAUCAUGUGGGGCUACAUAAGGUGAGUGUUCAACCUGCGCCACUCCAUCUGCUGUGACACUACACAUCCCAGCAUGCCUGCCACAGUUUUGCUAUUAGGGCAUGCUGGGAUUUGAUGUUCCACAGCAGCUGUGGGGCUGCCGGUUGAAUACCACGGCUAUAUAAUGUUCCGACCUCCACAGCAGGUUGGCGCUUAGACAGGUCAUGUUCAGCAAAGGAAUGCGUAAGGGGCAAAUGACAACUGGGGCAGGUAUUUGAUGGGGCAAACAGAUGACUGUGUCACAGGGAAGAAAUAACCUAUAACUGACCAAUGAAAUAAUUGCCCACUUCAAUUCAGUGUCAGACCACCCGUGCUCCUACCAGUAAUGCAGUGUCGCUACAGUCAGAGGGCUGGGGACCACUGCUUAAACACGGCGUAUGUACUAUCAGAGUGCGAUCCAGCAGCUCCCAAGUGCCCGGUAUGUGCCAAGCCUACGGUCAUGUGAUGCUCUUCACCCUCCUGCUUCAGCUGUUUGCGUCUUCAUUUUAUAAUCUAUUAAGAGGCCAAAAAGCUGCGGUAUAAAGACGGUGGCAUAGUGGCGUAAGCGUGCAUUUAUAUGUUAUAUAAUAUGGGUAAUGUAAAUUAAUAUUUUAUGUACCUAAAAUGUGCAAAAUUCAGAUACUCAUGAAAACGGCAUAAUUACAAUGUACCACCCAGUACACACACUGGCGAUGGAUUGUUUAUUACGUACAACUAAGUAUUACUGCUUUUAUUACAUACAACGUAUCGGUGACACUGGUGCUAUUUACUGUGCGUUUUGACCAUUUUUGCUCAUCAGCUGAUGCAUGCAUAGGGGAUGAUGGGCACAGUGCCACCUGCAGGUAAUAAGAAGGCACUGCAGAUUAUCCAUGAUUGUCUAUUAGUGAGCAGCCGUAUGUGAGUUCUCAGGAACACAAACAGCUGAUUCGUUGCCAUGGACAUCUGUUCUCCUUCAGCCAUGUUAUUAAGCAAGCCUUUAUGUGCCAGAGGACGGAAUAAAAGGAGCCAGCGGAGCCUUACGGAAGACAAAGGGCCAAUUCAAUGCUAAUGCGUGACGUGGGUUGUGUGUGCUGAGUCUGCAGGGACAGUGCGGCCUAUGUCAGACGUACAAACGCACAACACAAAAGAGCUUUUCUUCUACACUUGUCAUCGUAUGAAUAAUAUGUAUAUUUCAUGUCUCUAUCAUUUGUCAUGCCGGCUUAUCACUGCCUGUGAGCUAGAAUAAAAUAUAAGCAGUUUCCGUC